CCUCGGGUGGUUUGCAUAUAUAGACGAGUCUCCAGCCACGAAGCUUAAAUCAUUUUCCGCAGAGCUGCAAAGAGGAACUAUUUUCUGAAGAGCUUUACAGAGAAACCAUUUUCACGCAGAGACGCUACCAGAGAAACAAACUCCUGAGGAUGGCUAUCUUCACUGCACUUUCCGUCACGCUUUUAGUUGCGUUAUGCUCCUCUGUCACGCAAGGCGUCUCCAUAUCAAACAGCGGCGAUGGAAACGUUGUUCGCCUUAACGUUGUUCAAGAUGUCACGCUGGAGAGACCAGGAACCAACUUUAACUUCUUGAAAUAUCUUUUGGUCGGUCGUCACCCACAGUUCCCGCUGAAGCGCUCGCUUAUUCAAUUUGAAAACUUCAGCUACGGGAACUGUCCCGCAAACAAGAUCCGCUGGGCAAAAAUGUACGUAUACUUUGUGUACGCACACAAGGCAAGCUGGCACUCCGUCACCCAAACCCCAUACCUCUCUCACAAGAUACAAGUCCACACGGUCAAGAGGCGUUGGGCCGAGUCACAAGCCACUAGUUCCAGACCCCUGAUAGGACAAAGCUGGUCCCAGACCUACCUCGGCCUGAACAAUCAAGAUGCUGAGUCCAGGCCCCAGUACUGCUCGACAUUCAUCUAUGCGUACCGCCCAAGAGGAUUCGUUGAGUUUGACGUGACACGCGCCGUGCGUGACUGGAGAAGUGGAAGAAAAUCAAACUACGGCCUUCUACUUAAAGUAAAAGAUGAAAAGCGUAACGGAAGAGAUCUACGCUUUGCCAGCAACGCUGAUGCAGAUCCCAAGAAACACGCUUUCAUUAAUGUCAUGUGCAACUACUAAAUUAUUUAUGAUUGAAAUAAACCUCUCAUCAUUAAAUCAC
Actinia tenebrosa (Australian red waratah sea anemone) is the source of this 885-nucleotide messenger RNA. RefSeq lists its product as uncharacterized. NCBI's taxonomy places the organism in Eukaryota, Metazoa, Cnidaria, Anthozoa, Actiniaria, Actiniidae. The record is from RefSeq and is a predicted model, not a curated record.